AUGUCGGGGCUUUUCUCGCUAGGCGGUGACAACAAUCUUAAUCAGAACAAUAACAAAGAUCCGACGGACAGCAGCAGCUCAAGCCUGUUCCUGUUGAAAAACAAAGAGAUCUACAACAGAGACUUCGAGCUAUGGCACCACUACUACCACCACCACCACAACCACCGCCUUCAGCAACAACAAAACCUUCACGACGGCGACUUCUCCGUGGGCCCCACCACCACUAGAAGAAACAACAACAAUAAUAAUAAUAAUAUAAGUAGUGGCGAUGAUCAGGGUUCGAGCCACGGGGGUUUUAGGGUUACGAGGCGCGGCGAAGGGGUCAGCUGCCAGGACUGCGGGAAUCAGGCCAAGAAGGACUGCGACCAUCUCCGUUGCCGGACCUGCUGCAAGAGCCGGGGAUUCACUUGCCAGACCCACGUCAAGAGCACAUGGGUCCCGGCCGCCACGCGCCGCCACCGCCAGCAGCAGCUGGUCACGAGGGUGGGAGGCGACGGGAGGGAGGAUCGGCUGCAGCUCGCCGCCGGGAAGCGGAUCAGGGAGAAUCAGGCCGCGGCCGGCGCCGGCGCGGCGUCAGGUGAUUUUUAUUUUGGAUAA
This is a messenger RNA of Striga asiatica, 597 nucleotides long. NCBI's taxonomy places the organism in Eukaryota, Viridiplantae, Streptophyta, Magnoliopsida, Lamiales, Orobanchaceae. The record is from the annotation of a GenBank genome assembly.